Messenger RNA from Entrophospora candida, 1080 nucleotides. NCBI's taxonomy places the organism in Eukaryota, Fungi, Glomeromycota, Glomeromycetes, Entrophosporales, Entrophosporaceae. The record is from the annotation of a GenBank genome assembly.
AUGUCUUGCGAUUUAAGUGACCCAGCUAUCACAGUAGCAUAUGAAGAGAUCGUAAAUGGUCAUGAUACCAAUUGGCUUAUUCUUGGAUAUCACGAUACAAGAGAUAAAAUUUCUUUAUAUUCUAAAGGUUCACAAGGUCUUGAUGAACUCCGUAGUAAUUUAAAAGAUGAAGUAUUGUAUGGCUUUCUAAGAAUUGAAAAUAAAUUUGUUUUAUUAACUUAUGUCAGUGAGCAAGUCAGCGGUGUACGAAGAGCACGUGCUUUGGUACAUGGUAGAGCAGUUGGUGCAUUAUUUAAGCAGGCACACCAAAUCCAAAUUAGUGCUUCAACACCAAAUGAUCUUACGGAAGCAAAUGUUCGCAAUCGUUUGAAGCUCAGCGACCCAUCUGAUAAGCAUCCACCUACACCAAAAAGAGGUAAUACUAAUAAUAGUAGCAGUACAAAUUCAUCUAUUUCUCAAAUUCCAUCACCAACCUCUCCGAAAUCAACAGAAAAUGAGUCAUUUCCAGUAGUUGAAAGCGAGGAAAUUAUUGAAAGAACAUCAUCACCACCACAACAAUCGCAGGAAGACAUUGAAAGACAAGCUCGUGAAAAAGAAGAACAAGAAAUUGCUGUUCAGAGACAUAAUGCUGAAAAAGUUGCCAAAGAGGCAGCCCAACGAAGAGCUCUUGAAGAAAAGCAAAAACAAGAUGAACUGGAGAAAAAAGAAAGAGAUGCUGCUGAAGCAAAAGCCAGAGCUGAAGUUGAUCGUAAAAAUCGUGAAGAGUCUGAACGAAAACGAAGUGAAGAACUUCGAUCUAAAUUUGCUGAAUUGGAAAAAAGUGGAAAGUUUUGGAAACGCAGAUUUUUUGAACUUCGUGGUAAAACUCUUUACCUUUUCUGUGACGAGAAUGACAAACUUCCAAUCUCCAAACUUGAACUUGAUGGACAAGUUUCUGGAGUAACAGACGCACAAUCCGAAGUUUUGAUACUUAAUUCCUUCAAAGUUGAUUUUAAAUCAUCUGAAUCUUACUAUUUCUUUUCUGAUGAUAAGAAAGAUAAAGAAUCAAUUGUCACUGCUAUAGGAAGAUACGUCAAAUAA